UUUCUGGGCAGGCCUUGCACUUGACAGUUAAAAAACAUGGUGCGAAAGUAAGAAAGAAAUGUUUUCCCCUUUUUUUUUUGGGUUCCUAAGCAUUUCUCAGUUUUGAAAGUCACACUGAAAUUGAAAGACUAAAUUCGUAGUGAGCAUUAAAAUACAAUGCCUUUACUGGAAAUGUUUGUUGUUAUGGACAACGUCUACCAUGGAUUGCGAAGUUUCUUCGGCCCAGAAAAUCAAACUGGAACGCCCAACAUGCAAGCUCAUUAUGCGCUGAAAAAAUUGGUCAAACACCGUCGCAGGAUUGUAAAGAGCAAACGCAGCUUGCGAAGGAAUCGUUUUCCCAUUAAGGAGAAUAGCGAAGAGAGUGUUGGCUCCUCAGAACUAAAGGAGUAUUUUACCAGGAGCGAAUUCCCUGCUCCGAUAACCUUGAGCCGUGAACCGGCCACAACUCCUUCGAUAAAUCUGUUAAAUCGCCGUCGACUCCAAAACCGUCCGUUGAUGUCAAAUGCCCGCCAAGUGUUUCAAAUUCAGUGGGGCUGUUGGUGGCAGAGGUGCUGGCUUACUCUCAUGACUGCCACAAUGCAGAUCGGCUGCGGGUCUUCAGUCUAUUGCCACUCGCUUUUGGGGUUGUACGAUGAGGAGGAAUCGGAUCCACCAAUUGUUCUGCUCGUCUGCUUUUUGAGGCAGGCCCUAAAAAAGAUAUGCAAUCGGACUGACUUGGCCCUCAGCAGUAAUGGCCACGGGCCCACUUACAUCAACACCUCACCCGCCAUGGAAUUGAUCGACAUUCGCGACUUAUUUCAGCACAUCAACAAUGCCCUGGUAGACUAUCUUCUCAGGGUCGAUGAAUCCAAAAGCGAGCCAACGGAGUAGAAUAACUUCAAAAUCAACUAAAACAAAAAAGUCAGCUAACCAAAAGACAAGCUCUGCCUUUGUACACUAAAAAUAAUACAUAUUUUAGUUUAAAAUUAUUCCAAUCAAAAUCAACAUAAAAUUUGUAUUAUCUAAAAUACAAACAUUUUAAAAGAAUAUAUAACA
This is a messenger RNA of Drosophila gunungcola (fruit fly), 1035 nucleotides long. RefSeq lists its product as uncharacterized. The transcript has 4 exons. Bases 157 to 870 code for a protein of 237 amino acids. The record is from RefSeq and is a predicted model, not a curated record. NCBI's taxonomy places the organism in Eukaryota, Metazoa, Arthropoda, Insecta, Diptera, Drosophilidae.